Molecule: messenger RNA, 1884 nt
Organism: Juglans microcarpa x Juglans regia
Lineage: Eukaryota; Viridiplantae; Streptophyta; Magnoliopsida; Fagales; Juglandaceae
Product: zinc finger protein GAI-ASSOCIATED FACTOR 1-like
Exons: 3
Coding region: 253-1752 (499 amino acids)
Cellular component (GO): nucleus
Molecular function (GO): DNA-binding transcription factor activity
Source: RefSeq, a predicted model, not a curated record
UCGUAUGGCAGCAAUAGUUCUGAUCUUCUUCACCAGAAAUGAAGGAGAAUUCCCUGGUUUUUGUCUCCCUCUUAUGAAGCAAACUCCUGAUUUCGUGUUCAACAAAAAACAAGCCCUUUCUUUGAGUGAGAGUGCCACCAACAAGAAAGCAAUUAGAAGAAACAAACUAUAGCUUUGGAAGGGAAGGAAGGGAAAAACAAAACACACACAAGGACAGUACUACAGUUAUAUCAUCAAGAUUUUCUUCUUCAAAUGUCAAAUAUUACAGGAGACGAAGGCAGCUUCUCCUCAGGGAAUACGGGUGAAGAAGUUCAUCAAGAAAAGAAGAAACAACAGCUUCAACAUCCCUUGGAUGGCUCAAGCUCAGGACUCUCUGGUACUGCUGCCACUAACAGCAACAGCUCCACUUCCGGCCAACAGCAGAUGGUUAAGAAGAAAAGGAAUCUUCCGGGAACUCCAGAUCCAAGUGCCGAAGUUAUUGCUCUAUCACCAACAACACUAAUGGCAACAAACAGGUUUGUGUGUGAAAUUUGCAACAAAGGGUUCCAGAGGGACCAAAAUCUUCAGUUGCACAGAAGAGGUCAUAAUCUUCCAUGGAAGCUAAAGCAAAGAACAAGCACUGAGGUCAGGAAACGAGUCUACAUAUGCCCCGAAUCCACAUGUGUUCACAACAACCCUGCUCGUGCUCUAGGAGACCUUACAGGCAUCAAAAAACACUACAGCCGGAAGCAUGGAGAAAAGAAAUGGAAAUGUGAUAAGUGCUCGAAGAAAUAUGCAGUGCAAUCGGAUUGGAAGGCUCAUCAAAAGAGCUGCGGUACUAGGGAAUACAAAUGUGAUUGCGGAACCAUCUUUUCCAGGAGAGAUAGUUUUAUCACCCACAGGGCUUUUUGUGAUGCAUUAGCAGAAGAAAACAACAAAGUAAACCAGGAACUAAUCAACAACAAUGGAUCAAACAUUCAGGCACAGAUGCCUGAGCUCAUGUCAACUAUGCCCAUGAAUAUGACCACUAACACAUCCAUUAAUGAAGCAUCCAACUUCAACAAUUCAGACCACAAGAACCAGCUCAAAUCCCUCUCUAAAGAUCCAGUACUCUCAAUGCCCAGCUUCAAACCUAUGAACAUGACAGGAGGCAUGUUCUCAACCAGUUCUGGUACUCUCUUUGGUGGUCCAAGAACCUCCUCUUCUUCAAGCCUUCAGCUCAGUUCCAACAGCUCCACUGGGGCCUUCCAUCACCUUCUAGAAAGUAAAAAAGGGUGCCAAAUAUUCGGUUCUGCUCACAUGUCAGCAACAGCCUUGUUGCAAAAAGCAGCGCAAAUAGGAGCCACGGCAAGCAGUAGUACUAUAAACUCUCCCAUGAUGCACAAGAGCUUUGCUGGUAGCAUGGCUGGUCAUGAUCACCAGCAUUCUUCUUCCAUUAGACCACCAUACACAAGUGCCAUCCAGCAGCAUAGCACUGCAUAUGAUCAUUUCCAAUCAGAACCUGAUCAAGCAAACCUUGUUGGGAUGAAUGACGGUGGAGGAUUCAUGGCCACUCAACUCUUGCAGAAAGGUCCACAAGAAACCUCACAGAUCUUUUAUGCUUCCGGUACUGGCUCUUCAAUGAACGAUAUAAUGCUUAGUCAAAUGCUCAUGGAGGGUGACCAGAACCAAGGAUUCAUCAGGCAAAUGGAACAAGAGGAACAGGGUCGGACCUGCAUCAAUGGGGCUUGGGGAGACCAUGGCUCCCCACAAAAAUUUAUUGAACUCCUAUAGGAGUUGGUGUUUUGUAUGAAGUUUUUCACAAACUUAAUUUCCCCUCCCACCUAAGACAAUUCCUUUAGAGUUUUGAUUUGAGUUGCAUACAAAAAUACAUAUCUACAUAAAAAAAAGUAAGUUUGAGUUGCA